Molecule: messenger RNA, 2529 nt
Organism: Leptopilina boulardi
Lineage: Eukaryota; Metazoa; Arthropoda; Insecta; Hymenoptera; Figitidae
Exons: 3
Coding region: 1-2529 (842 amino acids)
Molecular function (GO): catalytic activity
Source: RefSeq, a predicted model, not a curated record
AUGCAGCCAUCUACAUCUGUAAAUGUACAUGCGGCUGUUUCUGCUGAUCCUGGUUGUAUAUCUUCCUCAUUUUUAGAAAUGUGUCAUAUUAAUAUUAAUUCACUUAGGGCAAAUAUUGAUCUUCUGCGUAGUCAUCUUUCAAUGCAUACGUAUGAUGUGGUGGCAUUAAGUGAAACAUGGUUAACUGAUAAAAUUAGUAAUGACAUGGUUGAUAUUAAUGACUUUAAUUUAGUCAGAAGGGACAGAUAUGGUAAAAGGGGAGGAGGGGUUGCAAUAUAUGUUAAGAGUCACCUUCAUUUGAGAAUUUUAUUUUCAUCCUCUGAACUUUUUGAUAAUAAACCAGAAUUUAUCAUAGUUGAGAUUUCUAGUCGUCAUGUUAAGCCUUUACUUUUUGCUGUUGUUUACCGUAGACCUGGUGGAGAAAGUCUGGAUGAUUUUGAGUAUCAUUUUAAAAAAUUUUUUAAUCUGUAUGAUAAUGUUGUAAUAUGUGGUGAUUUUAACUAUAAUCUUAAUGGGAUAUCAAUUGAGUCAAAUUAUAUCAGAGAUUUUUUUGAGUCAUUUAAUUUAUUUAUUGUGCCUUACGAUUCAACUCACCAUACGACUAAUUCUGAAUCUUGGAUUGAUUUGUGUGUGGUAGAUGAUAAAGAUAAAUUGAUUGCUGUAUCUCAAUCCCAUGUACCUUUUGUAGCGGGACAUGAGCUUAUUUCAAUAUCUUAUAAAUGGACAUUUAAACAAACAACAUGUUCUGCUAAAACUUUUCGAAACAUUUCUGGGAUUGAUGAUACUUCUUUCUUGUCAACUCUUAAUUCUGUAAACUGGUCCAAUCUUUAUCUUUCUCAUUCUAUUGAUUUUAAGCAGUCUUUUAUUUGUAAUGCUAUCAUUAAGGCACUUGAUGAACAUGCUCCACUACGCACCUGUGUAAUGCGACGGAAUGUAUGUCCUUGGAUGAAUGAUGACAUUCGAGAUAUGAUACGGCAAAGAGAUUCUGUUUUUAGAGCUUGGAAGAGAGUUGGUACUGAUUCAUUGCGAAAUAAGUUUAAAACACUUAGAAAUAUUGUUAAAUUUUCAAUUAGAAAAGCGCGUGAUGAGUACAAUGCCGGUAGGCUGAGAUUAAUUACUGAUUCGGGUAGACUUUGGAGUGAGCUUAGACGCAUUGGCCUUGCAAAGAGAAAAAUGGAUGAUUCUCCACUUAAUUUUGAUGUUAAUUUAAUUAAUGAUUACUUUAUAUCUGUUUGUGGAAAUUCGUCUUUUAAUAUUAAGCCUUUGUUUCUUUCAAACUUUUUUUGUGAUGAUGAGUUUGAUGACACUCUUUUUUUCUUUGAGGAUAUAUGUCCAUCUAUGUUAAUGAAAGCUCUAAGAAGUAUUAAAACAGAGGCACAGGGAUAUGAUGGUUUAUCCAUAAGUGCUGUUAUGAAAGCCAUGCCGGUGUUGUUUCCUUACGUGCUUGAUCUUUUUAAUUUAUCUUUGCAAACAUCAACCUUUCCUGAUGAAUGGAAGAGAGUUCUUAUCAAGCCGGUUUCUAAAUCUGGCUAUAGAAAGGGCUUUAGUACUCAAACUCUUUUAAUAAAAGUAAAUGAUGAUAUAUGUAAAGCAAUUGAUGAGCGAAAAGUAACUAUAAUUGUUUUCUUUGAUUUUAGUAAAGCUUUUGAUAUGGUUCCUCAUACCAUUUUGCUAACGAAACUUAAAUCUAUUGGAUUAUCGUGCUCUGUUUUAAAAUGGUUUGCUUCAUAUCUCUCAGGUAGGAUGCAGGCUGUUGUUGGAGCUAAAGGAGAAAUUUCUGAGUGGGCUGAUAUUGGAACUGGAGUUCCUCAGGGAUCAGUGCUAGGACCACUUUUAUUUUUAUUAUUCACAAAUGAAUUAAGUAAUGUCCUCAAAUAUUGUAAGCAUAUGUACUUUGUGGAUGAUUUGCAGAUUUAUAUGCAUUCUAGUCUGAAAGACUUAAAACAUAAUUUAUCAUUACUAAAGGAAGAUGUUCAGUCUGUAUUAAAUUGGGCUGAGACCAAUAUUCUUAAAAUAAAUCUUAACAAGACCUAUUCUAUGAUAUUUGGAUCUACUUGGUACAUAAAUAAUGUCAAUGAAUGUAAUUACCCCCCGAUUGAGAUUGAUAACAUUACUAUUCCUUUUGUUGAUUCUGUUAGAAACUUGGGUGUUAUCUAUAGACCAACUCUUUCUUGGGACAAGCAAGUUGGUAAAAUUUGUAAAAACACUUAUGCUAGUUUAUCGCAAUUUAAAGCAAAUAGAAAUGCCCUCACUACAGAAAUAAAAAUAAAGAUUGUAACGUCCUUAAUCUUUCCUCAUUUCGAUUACUGCUGUGCUGUCUACAAUGAUUUAACUGAUGAAUUAAAUUAUAAACUAGAAAAGCUACUCAAUUCUUGUAUUCGAUUUAUUUUCAACUUAAGAAUGGAUGUACAUGUAACGCCAUAUCGUCGAAAACUUGGAUGGCUGAGUUAUGAUCAUCCUCACUAUGAUCUUCAUCAUGAUCAUCAUCAUCAAGAUCAACAGUGUGAUCAUCAUCUUGUUCAUCAUUAG